Molecule: messenger RNA, 5329 nt
Organism: Pseudonaja textilis
Lineage: Eukaryota; Metazoa; Chordata; Lepidosauria; Squamata; Elapidae
Source: RefSeq, a predicted model, not a curated record
CUGCGCUGCAGACCGCCACGUGCACGCUGCCUGGCAUGAUGAAACCCGUGCCUGGUACGGUACAGAGCUUUAGGUUUGACUCUCCCUCAGCCCCGCCGCUUUGUAGCCGAGGUGGUUUUCUGAACUUUACGGUAAGGGUCUUCCCGGCCCCUCCCCGCUUGGCCGCUAAACUGCAGGGCCAAUGUGGCGCUGCGCGUCGCCAACUCCCUCCUUCGCGCCCGACGCUUCGGGCGGCGAGAGAGCGAGCGAGCGGCUUUAAAAUGUCCAAGCUGGAUCCAAUUUGCCAGCGCGGGAGCGAGAGGAUGAGGGGGACGUCUCUUCGCCUGGGCUGAGGCAGCCUUGACGGACGGACGAUGAGGCUCUCUUGCAAAGUAGUGGCCCUGGCGCUCUGCCUGGCCCUCCUGCUGCUCCUCUACCUCUUGGUGGGCAACGCCGACGAGCCGCCUUUGCGAGCGGAGGUGGGGGAGAGCCCCUCGGGACCAGUGGUCGCCGGGAACGACGUAGCCCCGCUGCUCCAGACUCGCUUCCGACCCGUCCAGCCGGCGGAGCCAGAGAAGGAAAAGGCGGUUCGGGUUUCUAAGCGGGAGCCACGUCCCCAUCGAAAAGCAGGCAAACGCAGCGCGGGUCGAGUCAGAGGGAAGGCAACGAGCCUUCGGAGACCAAAGGACCAAAAGCAUUCUGCAACCCAGUUUUCUUCGGUGCAAUGGAUGCAUCUUGCAGUUGUAGCAUGUGGCGACCGGCUGCUAGAAACUCUCAACAUGCUGAAAUCAGCAGUUCUCUUUAGCAACAAGAAGCUCAAAUUUCAUAUUUUUGCUGAGGAUUCCCUGAAGCCAGAGUUUGAGAAGAAAUUAAAAGAAUGGCCUACCUUUUUCUCAAAGAAGUUUGAAUACAAUGUUUACCCAAUCACCUUUUCAGUUGGAAACACUGAAGAGUGGAGAAAAUUAUUCAAGCCAUGUGCUGCCCAACGCCUCUUUCUUCCGCUUUCUCAACCAUCUGGGCUUUUUCCAAAGAUGAUUUUGAAGGAUGUGGAUUCCCUUCUGUAUGUGGACACAGAUGUCUUAUUCCUGCGACCCAUUGAUGACAUUUGGGGCUUUCUGAGAAUUUUCAAUGCCACCCAGCUGGCUGCAAUGGCACCAGAACACGAAAUACCAAAGAUUGGCUGGUAUAGUCGUUUUGCUCGCCACCCAUAUUAUGGAACCACUGGGGUGAAUUCUGGUGUUAUGCUAAUGAAUUUAACCCGAAUAAGAAAUACCCAAUUCAAGAACAACUUGAUACCAACAGGCUUGAAAUGGGAAGAAAUGCUGUACCCUUUAUACCAAAAGUAUAAAAAUUACAUUACGUGGGGAGACCAGGACUUGCUAAAUAUUAUUUUUUACUUCAAUCCAGAAUGUCUCUUCCUCUUUCCCUGUCAGUGGAAUUAUCGACCAGAUCAUUGCAUGUAUGGCAGUAACUGCAAAGGAGCAGAAGAAGAAGGCAUUUCAAUUUUGCAUGGGAAUCGAGGUGUUUAUCAUGAUGAUAAACAACCUACUUUCAAAGCACUCUAUGAAGUGAUACGUGAUUUUUCAUUUGAAGACAAUCUCUUCCAAAAAAUGUACUAUCCUCUCCAGUCCAAAUUCCUCAAUACUGUACACACUUUAUGUGGGAGAAUUCCACAAGUUUUUCUGAAACAAAUUGAGAGAACGAUGAAGAAAAUCUAUGAAAAACAUGUGAUUUUCAAUAUUGAAACGAAUUUCAGAUUAUAAUCGUAGCAAUAUAUUUUAAUAGAGCUUUUGUCUCCCAUCGUACCCUACCCUGGGCUGUGAACUAAAAGUUCUGUGCUGCUUUUUGCUGCAGUUCUGUAAACAGAAGAUGGAAUCUUGAAAAAUCUCUUUAAUGGAAAAUUGAUACAAUUUUGAAGAGUGAGUUUGGCCAUUUUUCACUUGAUGAAAUAUAGAUAUGGAUUAGUUGCUCUCUGUUAAAUCUCUAUGUGCAGGAUCUCAGGUGUCCUGUAAGAUAUUUGAAAAUCUAAUAUUGCAAAGAUUUUUGUGAAGGGUUUUUAAAAGUGGUAUCUGAUAUUGUAUUUGAUUCCAGGACAGAUUUAGAAUUUGUCCAGUUCAAUUUCUCAAAUAUAGUGUUUUUGUUAAUGUUUUUAUAUCUCCUGUAUGAUAUUCACGAGCAUAUACACAUCUCAAACAAAACUGAAAAAUACUUGGAUAUGCAUCACAAAAUUUUUGAGAUUUGCCAUAUGUUGAGUUUGCGCAACAUUGCUGUUGAAGGGAAAAUAACCUAAAAUCUGUAGUAGGAAUUCUGCUCCACUUGAACUUUUGAUUUGAGUUACUUUAUUAGAUAUAUUGGAAACUGAAUUCAAAUCAUAGAGAUGAGGAUUAAUUCAAAGUCAAUAAUGAAUUCUGGUAUGUUUCCAGAGCAGGUUUUUUUUAAUCAUUUUUGUGAAUUCAAAUUCCUUUUCAGAAAUUGAGUUCCAGUUAUACUUUUAUAGUAAACUAAAUAGUGUGAUUUUGAACAUAAAGGAAACAGUUAACUUUCUUGUCACAUAAAGUAUGUCUACCAUAUUUUGGUAUGUUUACAAAAAAUGUAAUGUUGCAUUAUAUUUUCGGUUGUCUUUUUAAAACAAGCAAACCUAAAAAUACUUUUUAUAUCUUCGCUUGCUUCAUAAAGGAUUUAAUGUUCUAAUAUUGAAUUAACAUUAACAGUUCUGCACAGUAUUAGUAGACUUAUGCAAUGAAAAAUAUCAGCUUGUGUUCUGUUCUUGUGGCAUUGCUGGUAGACUACAUUGCAAAUCUCUAAAGAAAAAAAUUAAACUAAUUAUAUAAAUAUAUUUACUGGAUAAGUGCUUAACUUGUUUAAACAAAUAGCUUGCAAUUUUCAGCACAUUUCAUAUUAUAAUUUUAAUAACAUUUUUCAAUGUUAUUAAUAAAUACAAAAUAUUAAUUACUGAUUUUUUUAAAAAUAACCAUUACAUAUAGAGCACGUAUAAAUACGGUAUUUAUGUCAACUUCCUCAUCUACAUGCUGUGUUUUUUUAUAUUAAGAUAUGAGAAGGGGAUUUUCUACCUGCCAUCAAAAUAACUGUAAACCAAGGUAAAUUAAGGUUACAGGACUGGAGAAACAAGGGUGAAUUUAUAUUCUUGUUUUAAUAAUUUUGUAAAAUUAUACUUUACUCUCUAACUGCUGCAUAGUUGCUUAACUAUUUCUGGUUGAUGGCUCAGUGUACAUUAAACACUGUCAGUAACUGAAUGGAAACACUCAAAUAAUAAAUUAUAAGGGCUGGAAUAAAUUAUGUACAUCUACAAUUAAAAGGAGAAUAGUUACAUUGAAAAACAGAAUAGCUACAGUUCCCAUCCUAAAUCUUAAUAUUAAAUACAUUUUUAUCUGCAAAAUAUUACCUAUAGCUGAUUGAUCCCUUGCAGACCUAGACAUGUCUAUACCUAUUGAUUUUAAGGUUGAAUGUGCCAAAAUUCCUUUUAGUGUUAACUCCAAGUACACUUGCUUUCAAUAGCUGCCAGAUUACUAUCUCAAAGACUUGAAGAGUCACAGUUCAAGAUAGAUAUAGUUCUUCAGAUAUGUGUAUGGAGAUUCUCAGGCAUCCAGGUCAUCUUUGUCCCAAAGGUGCUUUUUCAAAUGUGUUCUGAUGUGUAUGAAUUUAACCUUGAUUUGGAAGGAAUUUGUCCUUUUGCCAAAUUGCUUUAAGGAGUCCUUGGAGCUCUUUGAGCUUGGUUGUUUUCUAUCAAACUUUUCAUUACCCAAAUUAUUGUGUAAUGACUGCAACAGUCACUACAUAGGACAAGCAAGUAGAAGACUGAUAAAAUGCAUCCAUGAACACCAACUAGCAGUCAGAAAAUUCCUUAAUUGCACAACAUAUAGUCAGACUUAACUGGGAAACUGUAACUAUCCUAGACCAAGCCAAGUUCAAAAACACUAGGGAAUUUCUAGAAUUCUGGCACUCUGACAAAUUAGCCAUCAAUAGACACAGACAUAAACAAUAUCUCCAUAAUAUGCAAAAGAGACAAUCAACAAGCCAAAAAGGGAACAAAAAGACAGAAACAUCUCCCCACCAGUAAUUAGCACCCAGAUGAAUAUAGAUUAACUCCAAAAUUAAUAUUAGAACAAUCAAGAAGUAAACAAUACCCCAAUCAAGGAAUUCUCAAACAAGCUAACAGUAAACAGUCCAACCAAGUAACCUGUAAAAUCACUCCCACCAACACUGACAGGGCAAGUUACUAGAAUAUAAACUGAGAUCAAAACUGACUCCUUGCUAGCACUGAUAAUAUUACCUAGUUUGUGUAAUAAAGCAUCUGUCAAAAACCCCAACAACCCUCCAAGCUCAGAGGGCACAAAGGAUCGCUCAUUUCAACCCUGAGUUACAAAUACUCUCCUUUAUUGGCAAACUGCUUUAAUUUAUUAGAAUAGUAUCUUUAUAAUUUUCAGAAUUCCAAAUAGUCUCCAGAAUGUUGAUACACUUAAAAAUCCAUUCUCACCUUAUUUUUUUUUGAAUCCAGUCAUAGUCUAUGAAAAAAUAUUUUUUUUAGCACUAAGAAACUUCUUGAUGAGAUGUAGAGAUUUUGAUAUCCACUGCUUUUAAUCUUUGUUGAUAAUUGUAUAUCUAUAGGUUUCUACAUAGCAAACUCUUGCUGAUUUCCAUCUAAGUGGAAAAUGAAAAAUUGAAUUUGCAUUACUUGUCUCUGUGUAAAAUUGCAAUCAAUGUCAUGUCACUUUACUAACUUGUAUAUUUCUGUCUGAUGAAGUGCACUGAAUAUUUAUGGCUCCUAAGGAGGCAAUUAUAGUGUAUUUAAAGUCAUUUAUAAUUUUAGACCUUUCAGGUAAAUAAACCAACUUUCAGCAAAUAUGAGCCUCUGUUUUUCUAGAACAAAUUAAUAGUUGUGUUCAAUCUUGUAUACAUGCACACGGUUGUUCUAGCGAUGAAUAAUUUGUAUGAUAAAGUUAUGGUUGGUUUUGCAUGAAAAUAUUAAAGGUGUUUUCUGAUGUUGAUAUCCAAAGGAGCUAGAUAUUUGACAAUCUAAACAAGAUGAUCACAAAAAAGGAUUAAACAAAAAGAGUAUAGAGAAUAGAAGGUAUAAUGUGACAAGCUUCUGAUACUCUGAAUAGAUAAAGAGAAAAGGAUUAAUUUCAAAUGUAACCUGGGUCUUUAAGGGGAAAAUUAACAAAAAAAAAAGCUCUUGAAACUAGUGAAUAAAGCUAUCUUCUUGCUCGUACUAUCUUAUACAUCAGUAGGUGGAUUUUAAUAGUCAGUCUUGUCAUUAUCAAAAUCUCCUUAACUUCAUUUUUAUUUCUACUUGCUAAUUUAUUAGCAUUUUUAUUUCUACUUGCUAAUA